Molecule: messenger RNA, 1555 nt
Organism: Candidula unifasciata
Lineage: Eukaryota; Metazoa; Mollusca; Gastropoda; Stylommatophora; Geomitridae
Source: the annotation of a GenBank genome assembly
ACACUGUUCUAUGUGACGUUUUUCAUCCUGAUUGUGAUUAUGUCCUACAACAACAGAGACAAGCGCUCGUUUAGUCUCAAGCUAAGCAUUUCUAACUGCCUAGAUGGCAGCGGGAGUUUCAAUAAGAUAAUGCAACCAGCACACGUGUGGUCAUGGGCGCAGAACUCCCUGGUGUCCUUUCUAUAUCCCGAUUUCAACAGCAGUGGGAUGCAAGUGGACGGAGGAGACAAGCUUCUGUCAGACAUGGUGUCUUACAGAAUAGGACCCACCAGGUUCCGCCAGCACAGGGCAAGGGAUGAGACGUGCUCACUUCACAGUGUGAUGAAACAGUUAGCCGUUCGGUGCUCGCCACCCUGGUCAGCAGCAGGCAGAGAUUGGGAAGAUUAUGGCACAAACUGGACCACAGACUUUCGGAAGACUGACCAAACGCAGGAGGUGGAGAAGAUCCCUGAGGCUUGUAGAACACAGGGGGCUGGCAAGAAACCGGAGGCUGACCACAAGCAAGGAUCUUCUAAUGCAGCUCACACAGAUGAUAUGCAUGACUCGGCUUGGAUCUAUCGCACCUGGUCUGACAUAGGUGGCCUGCCAAUCACCGGCAACUUAGGCUUAUACCCGCCUGGAGGAUAUGUCGUUGAUUUCGAUGGCAGCAACUGGGUAGAUAACAGAACCAGGAUUGUGCUUGUAGAACUAACUUUAUACUCACCAAACGUCAACAUGUUUGCCAAGAUCACUGCAGUGUUUGAGUUUCCGCAAGCAGAGGUUGUCAUGGGAUAUCUUCACAUUCAUCCUUUCAGAUUAUUUAUUUACCUCGGCAACUUUCCCAUCUUACACAUGAUCUUUGACUACCUCGUCUACGCCGUGACUGUGUGGUUUGUACUCAGACAAGCAGACAAACUGUGCCAUGAACGUCUUCAGUUUUUUAAGAAGUUCUGGAACAUCAUAGAACUGAUCAACCUCCUUUGCUCUGUCAGUGCAGUUAUUCUGCAUGUUGGUCGAUAUAUAAUCAGCGAAGAUGUGUCCAAAGAAGCUUUCAAAACUACAGGACAGUUCUACAACUUCCAGACGCUGGCCAUUUGGGAUGAACUCUUUGGUUUCCUGGUAGCAUUCCGAAUGUCGGUGCUGGGUGCUACUAUGAUGAGAUCAGCUCGGGACCUUCUGUCAUUCAUGCUGGUCUUCAUUGUAAUGCUGUUUGCUUUCUUGUGCUUCAGUUAUGUUACAUUUGGAACCUUCAUGAAAUCCUACAGAACGACAGUGGACGCCUUUGAAUCCCUGCUACUUUUAAGCUUAGGAAAGCUGGAAUAUCAGCUGAUGAAUGACGUCAGCCGUGUCCUGACCCCAGCCUUCAUCUUUCUGUACACGUUGUUCAUUGUGUUCAUCCUUCUGAACAUGCUUGUGUCUAUCCUAAUGGACUCGUUCGCUCAAGUCAGGGAAGACAUCAACAACCAGCCGAGCGAUUACGAGCUUAUCGAAUACAUCGUCUCUGCAACGACUUUCUACAUGUGGAGAUAUGGUCCUUUUCGUGCUGUCUGGGCCGCUGUGCGCAAGGCUGGCCUCA